Molecule: messenger RNA, 473 nt
Organism: Nestor notabilis (Kea)
Lineage: Eukaryota; Metazoa; Chordata; Aves; Psittaciformes; Psittacidae
Gene: PML
Product: promyelocytic leukemia
Exons: 1
Biological process (GO): PML body organization; positive regulation of DNA-templated transcription; intrinsic apoptotic signaling pathway in response to DNA damage
Cellular component (GO): chromatin; PML body; nucleoplasm
Molecular function (GO): ubiquitin-protein transferase activity; zinc ion binding
Source: RefSeq, a predicted model, not a curated record
CUCCUAGAAGAUGACUUCCAGUUCAUCCUUUGCGAGGGCUGCCGGCAGGAAUCGACCAGCCUCAAGCUCCUCCCCUGCCUCCACACCUUGUGCCUUGGUUGCCUGAGCAAGACCAAGCACAUUGGGCAGUGCUCCGUGUGCCAGAUGCCCAUCCCGCAGGCCAGCGGCAUUCCCGACAUGGACAACCUGCUCUUCACCAACCUGCAGGCCAGGCUCAAGGUCUACAAGAAGAUCAUGGGUGGAGUUGACUUGUUCUGUGACAACUGCAAGAAACCCGGUGAGUUCUGGUGCUGUGAGUGUGAGGAGUUCCUCUGCACCAAGUGCUCUGAAGCCCAUCAACGCUAUCUGGCAAGCCAUGAAGCCAAGAGGGUGAUGGACAUCAGGGCAGGGUCUGCUAAGGACUUCCUUGAGGGCACCCAGAAGACCAGUAACUUGUCCUGCUCCAACCCAACCCAUAAGAACCAAUCUGUAAG